GGGGCGGGAUCUGUUGCUUAGGGUGACGGAAGUGGAGCGGCGUUCGCCUGCGCGGGCUUUUUGGAAGUUAGUGGCGGUGGCGAUCCUGAGGUGGCUUUGCAGAGGGCCUUGCGCGUUGCCCAGUUCCCUGAUAUGAGCAAGAAUGGACCAGAAAAUUUUAUCUCUAGCAGCAGAAAAAACAGCAGACAAACUGCAAGAAUUUCUUCAAACCCUAAAAGAAGAUGAUUUGACUAAUCUCCUUCAGAAUCAAGCAGUGAAAGGAAAAGCUGCUGGAGCACUCCUAAGAGCCAUCUUCAAAGGUUCCCCCUGCUCUGAGGAGGCUGGAACUCUUAGGAGACGAAAGAUGUACACUUGUUGUAUCCACUUGGUGGAAUCAGGGGAUUUGCAGAAAGAAGUAGCAUCUGAGAUCAUAGGAUUACUAAUGCUGGAGGCUCACCAUUUUCCAGGACCAUUUUUGGUUGAAUUAGCCAAUGAGUUUGUUAGUGCUGUCAAAGAAGGCGGUCUAGUAAAUGGAAAAUCUCUGGAGUUAUUGCCUAUUAUUCUCACUGCCUUAACCACCAAAAAGGGAAAUAUGGCUUGUGCAAAAGGUGAACUGAGUGGGGAAGAAUGUAAGAAGCAAUUGAUUAACACCCUCUGUUCUGGCAGAUGGGAUCAGCAAUAUGUAAUCCAACUCACCUCCAUGUUCAAGGAUGUUCCUCUGACUGCAGAAGAGGUGGAAUUUGUAGUGGAAAAGGUGUUGAGGAUGUUCUCCAAGGUGAAUCUUCAAGAAAUACCACCUUUGGUCUAUCAGCUUCUGGUUCUCUCUUCAAAGGGAAGCAGAAAGAGUGUGUUGGAAGGGAUCAUAGCCUUCUUCAAUGAGCUAGAUAAGCAGCAUGCUGCGGAACAGAGUGGUGAUGAGCUGUUGGAUCUUGUUACCGUGCCAUCAGGUGAACUUCGUCAUGUGGAAGGCACCAUCAUUCUACACUUUGUGUUUGCCAUCAAAUUGGACUAUGAACUAGGCAGAGAACUCCUGAAACACUUAAAGGCAGGACAGCAAGGAGAUUUCAGUAAUAACUUAUGUCCCUUCAGCAUUGCUCUUCUUCUCUCUUUAACAAGAAUACGAAGAUUUGAGGAACAGGUGUUUGAUCUGUUAAAGAUUUCGAUUGUGAAGAGCUUUAAGGAUCUUCAGCUCCUACAAGGCUCAAAAUUUCUUCAGAAUCUAGUUCUUCAUAGACCUUGUGUUUCAGUCAUGAUCUUGGAAGUGGUGAAGAAUAGUGUUCAUAGUUGGGAUCAUGUUACUCAGGGCCUCGUAGAACUUGGUUUCAUUUUAAUGGAUUCAUAUGGGCCAAAGAAGAUUCUUGAUGGGAAAACUGUUGAAACCAGCUUAGGUCUUUCUAGAAUGCCAAACCAGCAUGCGUGUAAGCUGGGAGCUGAUAUCCUGUUGGAAACUUUUAAGAUCCAUGAGAUGAUCAGACAAGAAAUUCUGGAGCGAGUCCUCAACAGGGUUGUUACCAGGGCAUCUUCUCCCAUCAGCCAUUUCUUAGACCUGCUUUCAAAUAUCGUCAUGUAUGCACCCUUAGUUCUUCAGAGCUGCUCUUCUAAAGUCACAGAAACUUUUGACUAUUUGUCUUUUCUGCCCCUUCAGACUGUACAAGGGCUGCUUAAGGCAGUGCAGCCCCUUCUCAAAGUCAGCAUGUCAAUGAGAGACUCCCUGAUACUUGUCCUUCGCAAAGCUAUGUUUGCCAGCCAGCUUGAUGCCCGAAAGUCUGCAGUUGCUGGUUUUUUGCUGCUUCUGAAGAACUUUAAAGUUUUAGGCAGUCUGUCAUCCUCUCAGUGCAGUCAAUCUAUUGGUGUCAGUCAGGUUCACGUAGAUAUUCACAGUCGUUACAAUUCUGUUGCCAAUGAAACUUUUUGCCUUGAGAUCAUGGAUAGUUUGAGGAGAUGCUUAGGUCAGCAGGCUGAUGUUCGACUCAUGCUUUAUGAGGGGUUCUAUGAUGUUCUUCGAAGGAACUCUCAGCUGGCUAAUUCAAUCAUGCAGACUCUGCUCUCACAGUUAAAACAAUUCUAUGAACCAAAACCUGAUCUGCUGCCUCCUCUGAAAUUAGAAGCUUGUAUUCUGACCCAAGGAGAUCAUAUCUCUCUAGAAGAACCACUGGAUUAUCUGCUGUGUUGUAUUCAGCAUUGUUUGGCCUGGUAUAAGAGUAGAGUGGUGCCCCUACAGCAAGGAGAGGAGGAAGAAGAAGAAGAGGCAUUCUACCAAGACCUAGAUGAUAUGUUGGAGUCUAUUACUAGUAGAAUGAUUAAGAGUGAGCUAGAAGACUUUGAACUGGAUAAAUCAGCAGAUUUUUCUCAGAGCACUAGUAUUGGCAUAAAAAAUAAUAUCUGUGCUUUUCUUGUGAUGGGAAUUUGUGAAGUUCUAAUAGAAUAUAAUUUCUCCAUAAGUAAUUUCAGUAAGAAUAAGUUUGAAGAGGUUCUCAGCUUAUUUAUGUGUUACAAGAAACUCUCUGACAUCCUUAAUGAAAAAGCUGGUAAAGGCAAAACUAAAAUGGCAAACAAAACAAAUGAUAGUUUUUUGUCCAUGAAAUUUGUGUCUGAUCUUCUCACUGCUCUUUUCAGGGACAGUACCCAAAGCCACGAAGAGAGCCUUUCUGUUCUCAGGUCCAGCAAUGAGUUUAUGCGCUAUGCAGUGAAUGUAGCUCUGCAGAAGGUGCAGCAGCUAAAGGAAAGAGGGCACGUUAGUGGCCCUGACGGCCAAAACCCAGAAAAGAUCUUUUACAACCUCUGUGACAUAACUCGGGUCUUGCUAUGGAGAUAUACUUCAAUUCCUACUUCAGUGGAAGAGUCGGGAAAGAAAGAGAAAGGAAAGAGCAUCUCACUGCUGUGCUUGGAGGGUUUACAGAAGAUAUUCAGUGCUGUGCAACAGUUCUAUCAGCCCAAGAUUCAGCAGUUUCUCAGGGCUCUGGAUGUCACAGAUAAUGAAGACAGAGAAGAAGAUGUAGCUGUCGGUGUCACGCAAAGAGCAGCAUUCCAGAUCCGGCAGUUUCAGAGGUCCUUGUUGAAUUUACUUAGCAGCCAAGAGGAAGAUUUUAAUAGCAAAGAAGCCUACUUACUAGUCACUGUUCUUACCAGUUUGUCCAAGCUACUGGAGCCCUCCUCUCCUCAGUUUGUGCAGAUGUUAUCCUGGACAUCUAAGAUUUGCAAGGAAAACAGCCGGGAGGAUGCCUUGUUUUGCAAGAGCUUGAUGAACUUGCUCUUCAGCCUGCAUGUUUUGUAUAAGAGUCCUGUCACUCUGCUGCGUGACUUGUCCCAGGAUAUCCAUGGGCAUCUAGGAGACAUAGACCGGGAUGUGGAAGUGGAGAAAACAAAUCACUUUGCAAUGGUGAAUUUGAGAACAGCUGCUCCUACUGUUUGUUUACUUGUUCUGAGUCAGGCCGAGAAGGUCCUAGAAGAAGUGGAUUGGCUAAUCACCAAGCUUAAGGGACAAGUGAGCCAAGAAACUCUAUCAGAAGAGGCCUCUUCUCAGGCAACCGCAUCAAGUCAUCCUGCUGAGAAAGCCAUCAUCAUGCAACUGGGAACUUUGCUUACAUUUUUCCAUGAGCUGGUACAGACAGCUCUGCCAUCAGGCAGCUGUGUGGACACCUUGUUAAAGGACCUGUGCAAAAUGUACACCAUCCUUACAGCACUUGUCAGAUAUUAUCUCCAGGUGUGUCGGAGCUCUGGCAGAAUUCCAAAAAAUAUGGAAAAGCUGGUGAAGCUGUCUGGUUCUCAUCUCACCCCCUUGUGUUAUUCUUUCAUUUCUUACGUACAGAAUAAGAAGAGUCAGGGCCUGAAAUACACAGGAGAGAAGAAAAAGGAGAAAACUGCUGCUGUUGCUACAGCCAUGGCCAGAGUUCUUCGAGAAACCAAGCCAAUCCCUAACCUCAUCUUUGCCAUUGAACAGUAUGAAAAAUUUCUCAUCCACCUUUCUAAGAAGUCCAAGGUAAACCUGAUGCAGCACAUAAAGCUCAGUACCUCACGAGACUUCAAGAUCAAAGGAAACAUCCUGGACAUGGUGCUUCGAGAGGAUGGGGAGGAUGAAAAUGAAGAGGACACUGCAUCAGAGCAUGGGGGACAGACCAAAGAACCAGCCAAGAAGAAAAGGAAAGCACAAAUGAAAUGCCUGAGUUAAUGUGAACUUUGGGGCUUCUGCUUUCUUUUUACCCAAUAAGCAACAAUGCCCCUUGCCCUAUGCCUACACCGAUGUUGGCAUCUUGGUUCUGAGCCCAUUGAAUUCAACUGCACCUUCAGUUAGAAGGAAUCUUCUCAGCAGGUCCUGCUACUGAAAAAUGGCUGGCCUUUUACAAAAAGCACAGCUGAAAGCCUGAGUUUGGGAGCCUGCACCGCCCCGAUGAAGCUCCACAGGAGCAAAUACAGAGCCUCCAGGCAGAGCUAUGGUCCAAGCUGGCUUCAUUUUUCCAAGGAGCCUUUGGUGAGUUCAAUUAUCUGGUAAAUAUCCAGCGCUUCACCUGAAAGAUAGUGCAAACUCGUUAGGAUGCCUCCUCAAGAACUAUAACGGAGAGCUCAGAAGUGAGAAAAGAAACUUAAUGUAUAUGUCAAAAAGGAGGGUGAAAGGGUUGAGGAUAGAUUGCCAGGAACAGUAAUGUAACAUGUUAGGAGGGUCUGUUUUCUUUUUGUAUAAAAGAAGUUUAUCUUAGAUACAUUUUAAAUGGAAAAUAAGCUUUCUGAUUUACUCAUCUUGGCAUUUAAAGCACAGGUUUGUUUUUUGGUUUUGUUUGUUUUACCUAAGAAUGCACUUUGACUUUAUACAAUAAAUCCUCUUUAAACA
Lemur catta (Ring-tailed lemur) is the source of this 4804-nucleotide messenger RNA. It is a transcript of the gene FANCI, whose product is annotated as FA complementation group I. The record is from RefSeq and is a predicted model, not a curated record. Lineage: Eukaryota; Metazoa; Chordata; Mammalia; Primates; Lemuridae. Gene Ontology annotation, biological process: DNA repair. The transcript has 38 exons. The coding region runs from base 143 to 4147 and encodes 1334 amino acids. Gene Ontology annotation, molecular function: DNA polymerase binding.